Messenger RNA from Schizophyllum commune H4-8, 7746 nucleotides. RefSeq lists its product as uncharacterized. NCBI's taxonomy places the organism in Eukaryota, Fungi, Basidiomycota, Agaricomycetes, Agaricales, Schizophyllaceae. Gene Ontology annotation, biological process: cell morphogenesis. Gene Ontology annotation, cellular component: cell cortex; site of polarized growth. The coding region runs from base 138 to 7511 and encodes 2457 amino acids. The record is from RefSeq and is a predicted model, not a curated record. The transcript is spliced from 9 exons.
CACCUCCCGUCAAGUGCCCACGCCAUUUCUGUCGUAUCCUCUUCCACAGUUGCAAGAGACACUGGCGACGCUGGCGCCGUGACUCUUAUCCCUCUUUUUCUCUCCAUUCGUUCACUGGUCGCUGGAGUGCGCGCACGAUGAGCACCGAUUUCCAAAUCACCAUCCCAGACCUUGAGGACUCCGACUUUGGUGCCUCCUCAACACCCUUCGGGCGCCAUGCAACUGGCUUUGGAAGCGCAGCUGCUGGCUCAGGCUUUGGGAGUUCGGGCGCUGGGUUUGGCUCUGGAUCUGGAUUCGGUAAUGCGGGAGGGAGCUUCAGCAGCAACGCUGGCGGUGGCGCCGCCUUCGGCGGCUCAGGGCUGGACUCGCCAACGUCGGCGACGCCCAUGGCCAUACCCGACCGCAACGAGCGCGGGUACUUCCAAUCGCACGGGCGAGGGGACUCCGUCGCGUCGAUCGACUCUGUCAGCUCCGCGACCGCCUCUAGCCGCUACACCGGGAAGACGACGCCGUUCGGCCACUCAUCACAGUCCUCUGUGACGACGGCCGCGACGUCUGCAUCGCCCUUCACGAAGAAGCCGUCCUUCGCCUCCCUUCGAAAUGCGUUCAAGAGCGGGAAGAGCAGCGAGCCCCCACCGGUCCCCUCCAUCGACUACCAAAGCCAUGUCAUGAAAAGCGCGUAUAACCGGUCCACGUCCUCCCUCACGAAGACAGCCAGGCCGGGCACGCCAGCCUCGAUGGAAACCAAGCACCGAGGAACACCCUCGCUCAGGAAAGGCCACGGUUACGCGCGCUCUCAGCACUCGCACUCAGGCUCAAUCUUCCACGCAUCUGAUCAAGGCAGCGAUGGGCACGGCGCUACUAUCCAUCACUCACCGCCGCCCGUCCCUCGCGUCCCUCAUGCGUUUGGGCAAGUCAGUCGCAGCGAAACGCCAGACUUCGAUGAGGACAAGGUCAUCAUGAAUCCGAAAACGCCGGCGGACUACGCGCUGCAUGCAGUCUUCAUCAGCUUCGCGGCGUCGGCGGAGGGGAAGAUAGAUGAGUUCCUGCGACAGCCACUGGAUCAGGAUCCAUUACUCCCCGAAUUCAUGGGUCCAGGGACCGACUCCGCGUUCGACGACACGCUUCAGUCCCUCGGCAAGAUCGCGUUCAAGCACACCAAAGCUGUCAUCGACUCCAUACUGCGCUGGCGCCGCAGUCAGAACGAGAAUGUCGGGUCGGACAUCAUUAAGUUUCACAUCAGCCAGCCGCCUGUGGCCUCGCGCAUCAUCCGCAUGAGCGACGUGCCCGGCUUGCUGAACGAGCGGAAGUCGCUCGCGUCUAUCUACAUCAUGUGCCGAUCCCUCAUCGCGGUUCUGCAAGCAAUAUCGGUGGCGAAGGAUGCGCUGAGCGAAAAUAUGGGCUAUAUGUUGUCGGAGAUGAUCUUUGAGCAAUUCAAGAAGCCGGAUACCAAGCAGUCGCCGAACCAUCGAACGAAUGCGGACCUGUAUGCGACUUUGUUGGGGCAUAUAGCGAAGGCGAAGUUCGUCAGCGUGACAGACAGAUUCGUGGCGGAGCUGGGGCCUAUCAUCCAAGGUCAGGUCAUACCGAAGGAGGUCGACUCGAAGUUCGACAAUGUCAUAAGGGCAAUGCGGUAUAUCCAGAUCAAGGUGUUUCCUCCAGAGGACUUCGAAGAGGGCGCGGAGUUCUUCGUCUCUGUCGCGAAGGCGUUUGGGAACACGCACGGGUUGCGGCUCAAGAGUACGUUCGCGGAAGCGCUCGUUCACAUAUUGCACCCCAUCGUAAAGACCGCUCAAGAGGAGACGAAUGUGCCCGACUGGGCUCAGGCGAUGGAGAUGAUCUACCCUAAAGCCCGCGACAUGGCGACAAAACCACGAUACUGGGGCGUGGCGUAUCCACUCGUCGUCACCAGCUUAUGCGCGGCGCCUCAAGACUACUUUCGAAAGAACUUCUCGUCCUGCUUCGAGACAAUUCUCUCGAAAGUCAAGGAAAAGUCCAAUCGGAUACCAGUCAUGAACGGUGUUCUGCGGUUGGUCUGGACCUAUUUGUAUCGCUGUCAGGAGCCACUGUCGACGACCACAACGAAGCUGGAUGGCAUACUGAAGUAUUUCUUCCCGCCGAAGGGCGCUGGCAUCUACCCGCACGACGAGCACCUGGAGCCCUUCAUCUACAUCGUUCACUUCAUCCUCUCGCGGCACUUCGACUACGGCAGCGACUUUUGCUUGGAGCUGAUGCAGGAAUCGAGCAUCAAAGCGGGACACUUCGGGACGAAUGUCGCCCCCGAGCGGACGGCGAUUGCGGUGCAGGCGGUCCUCUUGUCGCUGAACGUGUACGAGCGGGAUUCGAAGCACCCGGUCUGGCCAUCCAGUGUCGACUUCACUGCGUAUCCCUCGUGGGAUGACUACCCGACCAACGCGAACUUCCUGCCUCCUAAGCUGACUGAGAAGCCAGCUGUCAUGAAGCUGGUCGAGCGCACUGGAUCGACGCUUGCGACCAUCGCCCUCGCGUGCAGCAAGACCGUCGGGAGCAUGUCUGUAUUUGACGAGCAGUGGACAUACUCGAGGUUGCACCCUGCGUACGAGGAGCCGCACAACUACGUCGUCCGCCGCAACCCGGAGGGCGGCAGUGUCGCCUACCCAAUGAACCUCGUGUCGUACAUCAGCAUCUUGCAGACGUGCUUCCAAGCAUGGCCGCGGUUGCUGGACGAGUCCAUCGCUGUCAGCGACGCGAUUGACAUGCUGCUGCGGGGUGCCGUGCACGUCGAGCCCUUGCUCGCGGAGGUGGCCGUCGCUGCGCUCAAGCGAUUCAUGGAGGACGACGGGCACGCGUCGAUGCUGCUCUCGCGCUUCUGGAUCUUCCUGUUCCACCCGUCGCGGAUUGCGCAGGACACGGGCACGAAGCUCACGCUGGAAUCUGCUUUGUUGCGUCUCUGGGUCGACGUCGUGGAUCUCUGGAUCCGCUCGUUCCUGCAGCGUCCGAGGAACUCGAUGAAGGACGAGCAGAAGUUGCUAACGUCGCGCGGUCCGGAGGUGGAGGCAGCCGCUUUGUUCCUGCUCUCGCACGAUACAGGCCCGGUACACUCAGCGGGUGUGAAGAUCAUGCGCUUGCUGGGGCUACUUGUCAACCACUUCUAUCCUACGCCUCCGGGUCCAGAAGAGGGUCCGCAGACCGCCAUGCACUACGUCGAGCUCUUUCACGGGCGUAUCACAAUCGGCAAGACGUACUUCACGGGCUUUGACGACUUGUUAGACAAGCCCGAGCUAGCGCGGCUAGAGCAGUGGUGCGAGUCGAAGAAGCCAGACGUGCUCCUGCGUAUUGCGGAUAGCAGCAACGACAAGGAUCGCAAGUUAUGGCGAUUCAUCUUCCCCGCGUUCUUGCAACAGGCCAUGGACUCGGCGCAUCCGCUGCCGUCGACCCUGCGCGAGAGUAUCGCGGCUGCGGCUUCGAAGUACCAUCCCACGAUAUCGCAACUAGCCGGGUUGAGCAGCCGCCCCAUGGGCAUCUCGUCACGAACGAUGCACUCAACCGAGAAAGAUGGCUCAAAGUUGGUGAAGGAGAACAGGGACAUCAUCGAUCAGUGGAGUCUAUGGGUCAAGAUCCUCUCCUCCACGGCGAAACUCUCCGAGUCUUCGCGUCCGGCGCUUACACAGCUUGGGCGAGAACACUCGCGAGCCCCGUCAGAUGCCAACUUCGAGCGCGAGCGCCUCUCCACCACUCGUGGUCUCUUCCGAUAUCUUACACCUUUCCUGGACUCGGAAUACACCCUCUUCCGAGACGCAGCUGUUGUCUGCAUCAGUUCAUUCCCGUCAAACGCCUAUCCGCAGCUCUUGGAAGACCUUAGUCUCCUCGCUGGACGCCAAUUCUACGACGACCCCCGUGCCAAGGCACCAACGCUGGUCCUUGAAUCUAACCUGCAUCCCACCACGGCACGACAAUUUCACGAUGACUCUCGCUACAAGCCAAACACUGGUCUCAUCAACGAGCGUGUACGGCGUCAGGAACGCCUUCACUCUGCAGUUGCCCACAUCUACUACCUCACGGCCCCGUUUGUGCAGCACCAGCGUGCUGCGGGCAAGCAAGCGGUGCUCGCACACGUUCUCAAGUUCAUUCGCAACACCCAAACCUUCCUCACCUCUCUCGAUGCCCGCGACAAUCAUACCCUUCAACGUCUGCGACGAUAUUUCUGCGGUACGCUAGAGCGUGUCUUCGAUGGCCUAGCGUCGUUGAAGGACACGGACCGCUUCAUUCCUUCGCACAUGCACCUGUCGUUAUACCGGCUAUGCGAAGAAUGGUGCCAAUUUGGUCCCCAAUCUGAGGCUGUCAGGCAGCGCCUCAUCCUCAUGCAGCGGGCUGCCGCGUCCACUAGACAGCAAGAGGAGUUUCAGCAGGAGACCUCCCAGCUUUCAUAUGCUGCUGUGGGUGCCAUGGCCGUGCUUUGCCAAAAAGCACUUUAUCCACCCGAUAUGUCCUCUGGAUCUCCGACAGACAAGCCCCCUCCCGAGCAUCUCAAGGCAUUGACCCCUAUGAACGUCCUCGAGCGACUGAGCGCGAUUCUGACGUCUGGACACGUCCCAACCCAGAAUCGUGGCAAGAAAGCCCUUCGAUCCUUAUUGACCUGCCCGCAAGCAGAUACGGAGCUGUUCGAGGAGGCCCUACGUCGUGCCAUUGUAGCUUCGGACGAGCCCGCGACCAGCUAUGGCAGAUUCUUCGAGGUUGUCGAUGACAUUGUUACGACCACUGUCAACCACGGCUUUUCAUUCGCUCAAGUGGUCUGGCUAGGACUGUCGAAUCUAUGCCACAAAAGCCUGAACGUCCGUCGACUGGCGUUCGACAUGCUUGAAGCUGUUCACCACCAAACUGGAGGCACCAUGUCGAUGUCGCAAUUCGAGCCCUCGAUCAGCAGCUUAGCGGCCACGACCUAUGUGCGCGCCCAUCACCAGAUCUCACAGCUCCUUGCCGCCGAACACCUCCAUGAAGCGCCGAACAUGCUCAGCACUCUUGCGCUUUGGCUUCCACUGUUCCCGUCCUCGCCCACCGUCGUCAACACGCCCAUUCUCUUGCUGCAAAGCCUCGAGAACUGGGUACCGAACAUCGAGCUUAUGACGGAGGACAAGUCAGGGCUGUCGCGUGCAGGGCAGACAGCGAUGUAUCAUAUGCUUGCCCUCACCAAGCAUUUCAGUCAGACGCACUCGGAGCAGGUGCUCUCGAUCUGGACGAAACUCGUAGAGCCCCCAAAUCAGGCCAACGGGCAUGCGACGGUCCGAUUUCUACUCGAGCAAUCCCCGAAGGUGGGCAGCGCGCCGUUCAUGGAGUGCGCGGCGACCAUCGUAGCAUCGCUAUGCCAAACCUCAUCCGGGCGUCAGAUCUUCGAAGAUCUGGCUUCUGUCAUCGAGCCGGCACGUAUGUUGCCCACUAUCGAGCAUAAGCUGGAGUUUCCCAACGCGCACGACAUGGAGUUGUGGUCGGAUCUGGACGCAAUCUUCGGGGAGGAUCAUCCCAGGUUGCAGUUGGGCUCGGCGCAGUAUGCAUGGCUAUAUCUCUCCGACGUCGCCCUUCAGCGUUAUUGGGAACUUCAAGCCCAGCUUCCGGUGCUCCUACAGGCCCUCUUCAUACACAUGGACCAUCGCAACUCCUCCAUUCGACAGCGAGCCACGCGCAUGCUCUUCCAGAUACUCCGCUCGUGGAUACCUGGAUACGACGAGCUCCCGGACCAGGCGCUCAAUCCUGGCCGACAGACUCUCAAAGCCAUUGUGACGCGCCUGGAAAAGGAGGUCGAGCUCAAGUGUUGGCGGGAGGACGAAACAGCAGCCGAGGUAGAACCCAAGAUGAAGUGGCUUUGCGGGGAGGUUCUGGGCAUACUCGCGCCUCUUUGCCCUGAUUUGUCGGAGAGAUGGGGAUCGUUGGCACUCACCUGGGGCACGGCCUGCUCGAUUCGUGGCAUAGCGUUCCGGUCCUUGCAGCUUUUCCGUGCGUUGACACCGCGGGUGAAGAAGAACGACUUCGCCAUCCUGCUCGGGCGUCUGACCAACACGAUCUCUUCUUCCGACGAGAACAUGCAUGCCUUCACCUCCGAGGUCAUCUCGACGAUCAACACCAUCGCAACCUUGGGCGAGCUGGACGCGAGCAUCGUACCUCAGUUGUUUUGGUUCGCGUGCGCCGGGUUAUCGACGACGGUGGAGCAGGAGUUCUCCCAGAUUCUCGAGCUUCUGCAUACGCUCAUACGACGCGUCGACUUGGACGACCAGAACACGAUCGAUCAUCUGCUGUCACAGCGACCGGUGGAGUGGAAGGGGUCGACCUCGCUACAGAGCCCGUUGAUGAAAGGCCUCCGGUCGGCGAACACGUCGGAGGCUACGAUGAAGGUCCUUCAGCAGCUUGCGAAGUUUAGGGAUGGGCGUCUCAUUGACACAACGGAGGACCGCUUACGCGAACUCUACACGGUGGCCCUGCCCUGGUGCUUGGAGGCCAUGUCGAAGGAGGCGCCUAAGCCGCAACUCGCUGAGUUCGCGGAGAACAUCAGCGAACUCGCGACGCAGGAGGGACGACAAAGCAUCUCGCGGAUCAUGGUGUCCUUCGCCAGAGGACACUUCAGGACGAGAGACGACUUCUUGCGGCAGUCGGCCUUGAGCUUGCGCGAACAUUACGGCCAACGGUACUGGACGGAAACUGUCACGGCCUUGCUCAGCUUGGUGCUUAACCGCCAGUCAUGGCUUCGGGUACAGGCAAUGCAGCUGCUGAAGAUGCUGUUCCAGCAGCGCGAGACGCGUGGGCCGGUCGAGCUUUUGGGGUCAGAGCUACUCAUGCCGCUGCUGCGGUUGUUGGAGACGGACCUCGCGCUGCAAGCGUUGGACGUCUUGGAGGAGCCGAUCGUCAUGUCGGGUGGCGGCCCGGCGGCCAAGCACGUCCUGCGCAUGAGCAUGCACGCCGGCUCGCUCAUGAAGAAUGCCGACACUGUCACCACCGUCUUCGGCGUGCCCGACGAGUCUGGCUGGUGCAUCGCGAAGGCGGACUCCGUCCGCGAAGCUUGCCGCGCGAACGUCAUGGCCGUAUUCGAUACUUGCCAGAUCCACACACGGCCCUCGCAGAUCAGCUUCCAGCCCGAGGUCGAAGUGCUCGCGAUGUCGCCGAUCUCGCUCACGCACCGUCGGGACCAGUCGGAGGACGACCUGAAUGACCUCGUACAGAACCUGCACGAGCUCACGACGUUCUUCCAGGACAACGAUACGGCCAAGCGACGGAGACCUACGCCUGCGAUAUACUCGACGGGGCCGAAUCGGCGACUGGAGGCGAGGGUGGCGGCAAUCCUGGCGAAGUCGACGGCUGCGGAGACGGUGUCGGACGCGCCGCAGACGCCAUUCUUGGACGUAUUCCGGGUGGGCAACGGGAGCUCGACGGACGCGGACGAGGAGGACGAAGAUUCGGAUGAGUACUCAGACGAGAGUGAAGAGGAGGAUCUGUUUGUUUUCGACUCGCAGUCCGUCUAUCGCGGGCACGAUGCGAGGUAUCACUAAGAUCGAGUAGAUAUAGCUUUCGCAUUGCUUUCUCAGGGCGCUUAUUUCCCCUUGUACACUAUCUUCGCUACCUAUAGCUACCUUUCACGCACCAUCGACGUUGGCUCUUUAGCUUACUUUAUGACCUCUCUAUUGGUGGACAUUGGGAUCUUCUUAUGACAUCUACGUUCUCUCCUUCCCUCUCCGACCUCUGAAUGUGACAUUGGGCCAUGAAGUCAGCUCUCUUCUCUGCGCC